GAAAGUUCGCUGAACUGCGACAACCUCAUCCCGAUCCCACCGUCGACAACUAACACCAGACAUCAUGCCUCCCAAGAAGAAGGUUGAGCGCGGCGCGCAGGAGAACAUCCAGCUCGGUCCCCAGGUCCGCGAGGGCGAGCUCGUCUUCGGCGUUGCCCGCAUCUUCGCCUCUUUCAACGACACCUUCGUCCACAUUACCGAUUUGUCUGGUCGCGAAACCAUCUCCCGUGUCACCGGUGGCAUGAAGGUCAAGGCCGAUCGUGAUGAGUCCUCCCCGUACGCCGCUAUGUUGGCUGCCCAGGACGUCGCUGCCCGCUGCAAGGAGCUAGGCAUUACUGCUCUACACGUCAAGAUCCGAGCCACUGGUGGUAACGGUACCAAGACCCCCGGCCCCGGUGCCCAGUCUGCCCUCCGCGCUCUCGCCCGUGCGGGCAUGCGCAUUGGCCGCAUUGAGGAUGUCACCCCCACUCCCUCCGACUCCACGAGAAGGAAGGGCGGUCGCCGUGGUCGCCGUCUCUGAGUGUGUGCGCUUUUGGGUGGUUCUUCAUGGCAUGGGAUACGGUGUUAUGAUCAAUCUUAUAAGGUCGCGGAGAAUGGCUAUGGACCGGGCUAUGGGCUGGUUCAUACCCUGAUCUCCAGGUUGUCGAACAUGGAUUCCUCGCAUGGUUACCAUAGUUCCAACGAAAUUCUUUCUACACGAAAUGAGUUGGCGACUUCAAAAGCAUGCGUUACAGAUCUGAACAAGCGUGAUUACCAUUAUAUACGGUCGGUCUCUUUCAAUCGUAUGUAUCCUGCAGUUCAACGGGUAUCAUAUCUCCACCACCUGCACC
Molecule: messenger RNA, 830 nt
Organism: Westerdykella ornata
Lineage: Eukaryota; Fungi; Ascomycota; Dothideomycetes; Pleosporales; Sporormiaceae
Exons: 3
Coding region: 65-520 (151 amino acids)
Biological process (GO): ribosomal small subunit assembly; maturation of SSU-rRNA from tricistronic rRNA transcript (SSU-rRNA, 5.8S rRNA, LSU-rRNA); translation
Cellular component (GO): cytosolic small ribosomal subunit; ribosome
Molecular function (GO): small ribosomal subunit rRNA binding; mRNA 5'-UTR binding; structural constituent of ribosome
Source: RefSeq, a predicted model, not a curated record